AAGAAAAGAAAAUUGCUGGAACAACAGCAAGAAGGUAGUGAUGUGAAUGCUGCUGCCACAUGCAUAUCCAAGCUUGCCAAUUCCUGUGAAAAAGAGACGGCAAGAAUGCAUGUUCCUGCUCUGGUGCCAGAAAAAAGAACUAAUGAAAAAUACAUAGCACCUCACUUGAGAGCACGUGCUGGAAAUGAACCUGAAGAGCAUACUCAGAUCCGAAGGCGAAUUCGAGGUCUGCUUAACAGGCUCUCUGAAUCUAAUGUGGAAUCAAUCACAGGAGAGAUUUCUACGAUCUUUCAGACAAUUGCUCGAAGUGUUGCUUCACAGAUAAUUAGCGAAGAGAUUUUAGCAUCUUGUUCUGGAGGUCCUCGUGGCAAUGAACAGUAUGCUGCUGUUUUUGCAGCCUUUGUUGCUGGGAUGGCCUGCCUGGUUGGUAUUGACUUCAGUGCAAAGUUUAUGGCCUCCUUUGCCAAAUGCUUUGAGGAUGAAUAUAACAAGGAAGACAAUCUCUCUCUGCGAAAUCUCACUCUUCUCCUAUGCUAUUUAUGCAUAUUUGGGGUCUGCUCAAGUGAUUUAAUAUAUGACUUCCUCAUCAUCCUGAGUAAGAGGUUAACAGAGAUCGAUGUCUCUACCAUCUUAACGGUGUUACAAUGCUGUGGGAUGAAAAUUAGGGCUGAUGAUCCUGCUGCCAUGAAAGAUUUCAUUGUGAGUGUUCAGAAUCGGGCAAAUGAGUUGAAGGCUUCUGAUGGUGGGGACCAAGAAAAAAUAUAUAGCAAAAGAAUGGAAUUUAUGCUUGAAACCAUCUGUGACAUCAAGAACAACAAGAAAAGGCCCAAAGAGGACCCUGCACAUCACACAAGGAUUAAGAAGUGGUUACAGAAGCUAAGGGUGGAUGAUGUUUUGAUUAGAGGAUUUAAAUGGAAUAAGUUGCUUGACCCCAACAAGAAAGGCCAAUGGUGGUUGUCUGGGGACGCAGCUCCCGCAACAGAUAAUGUUGUGGAAGUUGCCAACAGAAUAGAUAAAGAUGUUCUCGAAACCCAGCGAAUGUUGCAGCUUGCUGCCGCUCAAAGGAUGAACACAGAUGGUAGAAGAGCAAUCUUUUGUAUAAUAAUGAGUGGGGAGGACUAUAUUGAUGCAUUUGAGAAGCUUCUAAGACUAGACUUACCCGGAAAGCAGGACCGAGAGAUAAUGCGUGUUCUUUUGGAGUGCUGCUUGCAGGAGAAGGUUUUUAAUAAGUAUUAUACUGUAUUGGCUUCCAAGUUGUGUGAGCAUGAUAGAAAUCACAAAUUCACUCUACAGUUUUGCCUUUGGGACCAGUUUAAGGAGCUGGAAUCAAUGCAGCUGAGGAGGUCAAUGCAUCUGGCAAAAUUUGUGGCAGAAAUGGUUGCCUCUUUCACUCUCUCCCUCGCAGUUUUGAAGACCAUUGAGCUAGGCGACAUCACCCAGUUAACCCCAAAGAAGAUCAUGCAUUUCCGCAUGUUUUUUGAGUCCAUUUUUGAGUAUUCGGAUAGCCAAGUGUGGAACAUAUUCACCCGUGUUGCGGUGACCCCUGCGCUUGAAAGCCUUAGAGAAGGCAUUGAGUUCUUCAUUAAGGAGUAUAUUCUGAAAGCCGACAAGGCUCUUACUCCAAAAUUUAAGUUGGCUAAAAGAGCCCUUCAUAAUUUAGAAGGAGUUCUGAUGUGAUUUUCUGGUUUUGAAUACAUCAAAAUUUUGUAGCUUUAAUAAUAGAUAUAUUAAGUUGGCUAAAAGAGCCCUUCAUAA
Molecule: messenger RNA, 1755 nt
Organism: Neltuma alba
Lineage: Eukaryota; Viridiplantae; Streptophyta; Magnoliopsida; Fabales; Fabaceae
Product: nucleolar MIF4G domain-containing protein 1-like
Exons: 11
Coding region: 106-1677 (523 amino acids)
Biological process (GO): ribosomal small subunit biogenesis
Cellular component (GO): nucleolus
Molecular function (GO): RNA binding; protein binding
Source: RefSeq, a predicted model, not a curated record